CGACAUCCCGUCGGGUCGUCAGUCCGGAGGCGACCGCGGGCGGGGCGGCACGUGCGGUGCACGCCUCGCGAGUUUGCAUUGUUUUUAUGUACACCAUUGUUUUAAUUCAAUCCGUCUACAAUCGAUACGACAUUGAAGUGAAACUACACGGCCUAUAGUGCUGCGUGCGAUACUAUUUUGUGUGUUAAAACAAGCAACACUGGUGUUUUAUCUAUAUCUAAGUAGAUAGUGCAAGACGGUGGCUUAUUGACAAGUGAAACACUUUAUCGUUCCAUUCAUCCGUUGGACGACACUGUUUGCAUAUAUUGUUAUUGGAUUGUUUAGGUGUUGGUGAUCUUUGUUGUAUAGGGAAGCAUGCCAAUCGAUAUCCGAGUGAAUGCCCAGCUUCGAGCAUCCGAGGAGCUCUUGCCGUGCGGUUGAUUAUACGCUUGCAUAUUGAUUGGUCCUGUACCGGGAUCACUGGCGAUUGUAAUCCAAUUACGUACGAUUGCAAAUAAACGUGCAGUGCAGAAAUAAGUACAAGUUUGAGGACGAACAACUCAAAGCGACGGAGAACCGGUUAUUGAUUAAUUCCAUACGUGUAAUCAGCUUCUCGUGAUGGUGCGGUUAGACGAGUGUCAGAUAGCCGUGACGGAGUAACGCAGUAUGGGUGCGAACAUGGGCAAGAAUUCGAGCCUGCUCGACGCGCUACCCUCCGCACAGGGCACCCUCCACGUGGUGAUGCUCGGUCUGGAUUCCGCCGGCAAGACCACCGCGCUCUACCGGCUCAAGUUCGACCAGUACCUUAAUACCGUCCCCACUAUCGGGUUUAACUGUGAAAAAGUUAAAGGCACCAUUGGCAAAUCCAAAGGUGUAAACUUUCUCGUAUGGGAUGUUGGCGGGCAGGAGAAACUGAGACCACUUUGGAAAUCCUACACGCGAUGUACGGAUGGCAUCAUAUUUGUACUGGAUUCCGUCGAUGUCGAAAGAAUGGAGGAAGCAAAAAUGGAAUUAAUACGAACGGCGAAAUCGCCGGAUAACGCCGGCGUUCCUAUACUUGUAUUAGCAAACAAACAGGACUUACCGGGUGCAAAAGAACCCCGCGAGUUGGAAAAACUGUUAGGUUUGCAUGAAUUGGUGUCGUCGCCGCACGGAUCGCGAGACGCGCACGCGUGGCACGUGCAGCCUGCGUGCGCCAUCACGGGCGAGGGAUUACACGAGGGCCUUGAAGCACUCUACGAAAUGAUACUCAAAAGGAGAAAACUGGCCAAACUACAAAAAAAACGUGUCAGAUAAAUUGACUGUUCAUUAACAAACACUGGUAAUAUUAUAUCAGCUGUACAGUAACUACAGUGCGGUUAAUGCGAGUAAGGUUUUAAAAUGCUCAUUUAACGGAUGAUUAUCAUGACGUCCGAGGUUAAACACCAAAUAUUUUUUUUUAAUAUAGAUGUAAAACGUCUUAUGAAUUAUUCCAUCAUAAUGUUGCUCAAGUUAUAUUGAACAUUUUGAAGGAAACGAAUAUAAAAAUAGUUUAACUACUAGUCAUUUUCUUUUGAAAAUAGCUAGGUGGCUAAUGAAGGUACUAAUUGCAUUGAAAUCGGAACAGCGAUAUUCAUACAUUUUUAACACGCUUUUGUAAGAUUAAACGGUAAGAAAAGCUUAAAUUAUGUGAUCGGAAUAUAUUAUAACAGUUUAAAUAUAUUCGAUGUUUUAAAAUCCUUCUAUAGUUCAUACUACUUUGCUUUUUCGUUGUCAAAUGUGGCUCACAAACAAUAUAAUGUGGGACCAUUAGUGUUACAUUUAGAUGUCGUAAAAUAACGAAAGUAAUUGGCAAAGCAAAGAUUUAAAUGUGAACAGAACGAAGAAUUAAUGUACUGCUUCAAAAAAAAAGGACUACAAUAUUUUACGAAUAUGGCAUAACUUUCAGGAACGUUGCUAAAAAUAAAUUCACGGGUUUGUGAAUGUAAUCUAUUGGCUUCUGGGCCCUUAUUCUGUAUGAUAGUGUAAACGCGUAACGCGGCCGUGUCAUGUUAUCUUCGAGAAAUGUGUGUGGAAUGGUAUUCUGUAAGCCGAAUUUCUAUAGUCCUAGACAUGAUGCGUUGUGUUACGUGCUUGUUACACACUGUCAAAAUAACGUGCGGGAUAGAGAAUAAGGUCCCAGGAAGACAAAGUUUGAUAUAAUGAUGUUAGUCCAUUAGAAUACGUAAGAAUCUACAUUUUUAUAAGUGUAACGUGAAGUAAACACUAUCCACAACCUCUGAUUAAAACAGUCAGAAUAAAAAUCCAAGUAAAUAAAUAUGUUGUUUUUGAACAUAAUAAUUUGAUUAUCGGUCAUUGCAUAAUACAUCAUGGUUUUAUAAAAUGGGUAAUAAUUUUUCGCAUUGCACACUCGGGUUAUGCUUAUAAUGAUGCAGAUUCUUAAGUUUUACAAGGUUUUGUAAUAUGCUGGUACGUAAAAAUAUUAUAUUUGAGGCUUAUUAAAAUUCUUGUUUUGAACAGUAUCUUCUUUAUGUAUAUUAUGUAAAUAAAAUUGUAGGCACUAGCAUAAUAGCAUAAACAAAUCCAUUGACAGAUUGUCUAUGCUUAAAUGAAAUAAAAAUAUAAUUCACGGCAAAUAAUGAUGACUUUUUAGGUGAAAUCAAAAAGUGUGUGGAGUUAUUUAUUUAUUUGAUCUUACUAUUUAUAUUUUGUAAAGGUUAACCGUCUUCAAGUAAUGCAUCACAUGCAGCCAUAAUGGGAUUUUUAUUAUUUAUUACUUAUUUUAAGCUUAAUCAAUGCUACGUCUCUUUAAAAACCAAAAAUAUAUUUUGUAUCUUCUAUAAAAUUGCAGACAUUAUAACAGUUUCAAACGAAAUAUUUAUACAUUUCAUUAAAAUCCGAUGAAACAAUAGCCAGUAUUUUAAUAUAUUGUGGAAAUGGUUAAUACAAGUUUCAAGUAAAAGCUUUAAACAUAUGCGUGAAGUUUCGUAAUAAAGAAUCGUAAUUACGACAUUGUAUUAAGUAUUUAUUUACUUAUAGUUAAAUAUAAGGUAGUUAGUUGACAGUAAUCAUUAUAUAAUGAAUUAAUGUAAAGCUUUUACCAGUUUGUGUUACUCAUCUUGUAAAUAUGUAAAUUCCUUGUAGUUAUUCGUCAUAUUGUGAAACCAAACUUUUGUCUAGACUAUGUACACAUUGUUAUUAGAUUUUUUUUUAUUAUAUCAAUAGAAUAACGCAAAUAUUAUUAUUGUAUUGUGUUUUAUGCAAAUACAUAGACGUUUUUCAUAUUGAACCCCGUAAUUAAAGUCUGUUUUCAAUA
This is a messenger RNA of Manduca sexta (tobacco hornworm), 3274 nucleotides long. RefSeq names its product ADP-ribosylation factor-like protein 4C (gene Arl4). The transcript is spliced from 4 exons. The coding region runs from base 646 to 1275 and encodes 209 amino acids. The record is from RefSeq and is a predicted model, not a curated record. Gene Ontology annotation, biological process: vesicle-mediated transport; intracellular protein transport. Gene Ontology annotation, cellular component: cytoplasm. Lineage: Eukaryota; Metazoa; Arthropoda; Insecta; Lepidoptera; Sphingidae. Gene Ontology annotation, molecular function: GTPase activity; GTP binding.